CGCAGGGCGGGCAGCGAUGGCGUCGGGGUGCCGGAUCGGGCCGUCCAUCCUCAACAGCGACCUGGCGGCGCUGGGCGCGGAGUGCAGCCGCAUGCUGGACUGCGGCGCCGACUACCUCCACCUGGAUGUAAUGGACGGACACUUCGUCCCGAACAUCACCUUCGGCCACCCCGUCGUGGAGAGCCUGCGCAAGCAGCUGGGCCAGGAGCCCUUCUUCGACAUGCACAUGAUGGUCGCCAGGCCAGAGCAGUGGGUGAAACCGAUGGCCGUCGCCGGCGCCAACCAGUACACCUUCCAUCUAGAGGCUACGGACAACCCGGGGGCGCUGAUAAAAGACAUUCGGGAGAACGGGAUGAAGGUUGGCUUGGCGAUCAAGCCUGCCACUACUGUUGACCAGUUGGCCCCUUGGGCCAAUCAGAUAGACAUGGCCUUGGUGAUGACAGUAGAACCUGGUUUCGGAGGGCAGAAGUUCAUGGAAGACAUGAUGCCAAAGGUUCAGUGGCUGAGGACACAGUUUCCCUCACUGGAUAUUGAAGUGGAUGGAGGAGUGGGGCCUGAUACCAUCCACAAGUGUGCAGAGGCAGGGGCGAAUAUGAUCGUCUCUGGCAGCGCCAUUAUGAAGAGCGCGGAUCCCAGGUCCGUCAUCAACCUCCUCAGGAAUGUGUGUUCAGAAGCAGCUCAGAAGCGCUGCCUGGACCGGUGAGGCCUUGCCCAAGCGGCGUCCCAGGAGGCCCAGUGCCUGCAGGAGAGCCCUCAUGCCUCCUGCCUGAAGGGAGGGCUGGAGGAAGGUUAAUUACAGGAACUUGUUGCUGCUGAACAGACGAAUCAUUCCUGCGCUGCAAUAAAGCAAGCAGCAGAGGAAACAAAGCCAAGCCUGGGGGCUGUCUUUCAGGGUUGGAAAUGCAGUGGUGUGAGCCUGGCUCUUGAUUCUGUGGAGGCUGAUUUUCACAGCACAAC
This is a messenger RNA of Dryobates pubescens (Downy woodpecker), 957 nucleotides long. It is a transcript of the gene RPE, whose product is annotated as ribulose-5-phosphate-3-epimerase. NCBI's taxonomy places the organism in Eukaryota, Metazoa, Chordata, Aves, Piciformes, Picidae. The record is from RefSeq and is a predicted model, not a curated record. The transcript has 6 exons. Bases 17 to 703 code for a protein of 228 amino acids. Gene Ontology annotation, biological process: carbohydrate metabolic process; pentose-phosphate shunt; pentose-phosphate shunt, non-oxidative branch. Gene Ontology annotation, molecular function: metal ion binding; D-ribulose-phosphate 3-epimerase activity. Gene Ontology annotation, cellular component: cytosol.